GCCGCUAGAUUCUCAAAACCAACACGUCAGCGUUAAGGAACUUGGUUUGACUGGUUGGAAGGUAUCUUUGUCUCACUCUCCCCGAAAUUCUCCAUCUCUUCACGCUGGUGUAUCACUGUUUAAUCUUUCUUCUCUAUUCACCCAAUUCAAUCCCCACCACAGGCAAAGCCAUCAGAUGCUUUAUUUUCCUUUUGGAAACAAAGUUUUGAAUUCACGGUUUGGGCAUACUGAAUUUGUUGCAUUUUCCAAACUUUCACAAAUUGGGUAUCUUUGAAAACGGUUCAGUGGUUCUAAUUCAACUAAAAAUUGCAUUUUUAGUUUAUUUAUCUAUGUUUUCAGCUCCUUAUGUAGGUUCCAUCUUUGAUCAUGUGUAUAGGUGUGGCUAUUGGUUAGUAAUAGUCUUAGUCUCUUUUAAGCUUUCAGUAUAAACUGAAAGCAUGAUACUUAGAGAGUUGUUUUUAUUGAUUACUACCUGAUCAAACCCUAGUGGCAUAGAAAAAUAUCUGAAACCCUUUAGUUUUUGUUGUUAUUUAUAUGGAGUAUGAGCUAUUAUUUUGCUAUUAAGAUUUGUGAACAUGCUUGAAUCAUAGGCAUUGAUGUCAUUUAUCUGUGGAGUUCCUAUACUUGAGUGUGUUUAUUGUCUGGCCUGUACUCGUUGGGCUUGGAAAAAAUGUCUAUACACUGCAGGCUAUGAGAGUGAAAAUUGGGGUCUUGCUACUGCUGAAGAUUUUGAGCCUGUACCUCGAAUUUGUAGGCUAAUCUUAGCUGUUUACGAAGAGGAUAUUCGUAACCCCCAAUGGGCUCCUCAAGGAGGUUAUGGCAUUAAUCCUGAUUGGGUUAUCUUGCGUAAGGACUACGAGGAUAACCAAGGUCAUGUUACUCCAUACAUGAUAUACCUUGAUCAUGAUCAUGCUGAAAUUAUACUGGCUGUUAGUGGACUCAAUUUGGCAAAGGAAAGUGAUUAUUUAGUUUUGCUUGAUAACAAGCUGGGGCAGGCAGAAUUUCAUGGUGGUUAUGUUCAUAAUGGGUUGUUGAAGGCAGCAGGAUGGGUUUUUGAUGCAGAACAUGAGGUUCUUAGGGAGCUGGUGGCAGAAAAUCCAACUUAUAUGUUGAUAUUUACCGGGCAUUCUCUUGGAGCUGGGGUGGUGGCACUGUUGACAAUGCUAGCGCUUCAUAAUCGAGAUAAAUUAGGAAUACAAAGAAACAAGAUACGAUGCUUUGCAAUAGCUCCUACCCGAUGCAUGUCUCUGAAUUUGGCUGUAAGAUAUGCGGAUGUGAUCAAUUCUGUUGUGCUCCAGGAUGACUUUUUGCCUCGGACAACCACUGCUCUAGAAGAUGUCUUCAAGUCACUUCUAUGUUGGCCCUGCUUAUUGUGUAUAAUGUGCUUAAAGGAUACUUGCACACUGGAGGAGAAGAAGCUUAGAGAUCCAAGGCGUCUAUAUGCACCUGGUCGUCUCUAUCACAUUGUGGAGCGAAAGCCCUUCAGGAUAGGAAGAUUUCCACCUGUAGUUAGGACAGCAGUACCUGUUGAUGGGAGGUUUGAUCAUAUAGUUCUUUCUUGCAAUGCAACUUCUGACCAUGCCAUCAUUUGGAUAGAGAGAGAAUCCCGAUGGGCUCUCAAUUUAAUGCUAGAUAAAGAUCAGCAUAUGGAGAUUCCAGCAGAGCAAAGGAUGGAGAGGCAUGAAAGUCUAGCUCGAGAACACAGCGAAGAGCACCGUGCAGCCCUCCAGAGGGCAGUUGCUUUGGAUAUUCCUCAAGCAUACUCACCUUCCUCAUAUGGAACAUUUCAUGAAAUGGAUGUUGGUGAGGAUUCUGGAAGAUCAAGUGAAAAAGUGUCCUCCUUAUCUUCUAAGAAACGAACACAAAGUUGGAAUGAAUUUGUUGGGCGGCUGUUUGAUGUGGAUGACUCAGGUCAUAUGGUGUUCAAGAAGACAAAUCCAUAAAAGAUUUAUUUCUAAGUUAAUAAAGCAUUUUUCAUUU
Messenger RNA from Abrus precatorius (Indian licorice), 1980 nucleotides. RefSeq lists its product as uncharacterized. Bases 597 to 1943 code for a protein of 448 amino acids. The record is from RefSeq and is a predicted model, not a curated record. Gene Ontology annotation, biological process: lipid catabolic process. The transcript has 5 exons. Lineage: Eukaryota; Viridiplantae; Streptophyta; Magnoliopsida; Fabales; Fabaceae.